UUUUGACGUCUGGUCUGGCUUUGUUGGGCGUAGGCCAAAACAAACGGCUACAGCUUUCAAAAGAUUUUCACCUACAGUGACCUGCGUCCACAAAUUUUUGUGGACUGUUCGAACUUAGAAGGCCUGGACGGUUUUGACCAACGGAUCGAACAGUGAUGGUCUGAAUUUCUCCGACAGCCGUUUCAGGUUCCAAUUCUCUAAACAAGGCGGAACGGUUUAAUAAAUAUGACGAGCACCAACGGCAAAGACUUCCCUCGGGCUUCCGAUGCAAUGGUGUUUGGAGGCAUACUGGCGUACAUCGCUGGUAUGCUUCUACUCAUCUCAUUUGCGAGCCCCUACUGGGUAGAGUCUUACGAUGGUACAUUCAGCAACUUCAAGCAUAUGGGCUUGUGGGAAUAUUGCUUUGAACGGUUCCGAUUUCCUUAUUAUCCUUUCAACAAGAUCUUUUCUGGAUGCCAUUAUAUUUACAGCUUUGAAUUUUACAUCAUUAGAGAAUGGCUUGUUCCAGGAUGGCUUAUGGUGAUUCAAACUUUUGUCACUCUGGCUUUUAUCGCAUCGUUCAGUUCUUUGUUAAUAAUAGCCUUGGUCGUCACAAGAUACCCGUUAAAAUUUAUACUGAAAUAUGAGUGGCUUCUAACAGGGAUCGUUUUUAUGUGUAAUGCAAUAAGCGCUGUUUGGUUAUUUUUGACGGUGAUAAUCUUCUGGACCCAGUCUUCUAGAAGGGAUUGGCUCAUGUAUCCGAAUUUCAACCAUUUGUCUUGGUCCUACUACUUCUGUGGCGUUUCCUUUGUGUUUCACACACUUGCUGCCAUCACACUUUACAAAGAUGCAAGAAAGUCAUGGGACACGAGGGAGGAGAAACGUAAUUUGGUGAUGGAAAUGUAUCCACCACAAGACCAUCACAAUGGUUUUAUUUAAGAAUUGGGGGCGAUGUCAUAUAAGAGUUAAUUUUUUUUUUCUUUUUUAAUUCCAUGCCAAACCUAGUGGUACAAUAAUGUUAACAGUGUAAUCAAAUAUUUAUAACUAGAGAUUAUAGAUUUUUACUUAAACGUAGAAUAAUUGCUGAAAAAGCACUGCAAUUGAUUUAAUUUGCACUUAAAAACUGCACAAGGGUAAAAUAUAAAAUGUAUUGAAAUUUUUUUUAAAGAAUUCUCAACGUCGCUGUUUAGAUUAAGAUACUUAAAUUAUAAAUGACUGGAUCUGACAUAUCAAUCAAAUCUUAUUCCCGCCAACAAAUAGCUUAUUUUCCUAUUACAAUAGAUCAGACGCUAAAUAAAAUUUAAUUGAAAGAUAGAGUUUAAAAUAUUAAAGGGCUUGUAAUAUGUGCCUUGAAAUAUAUUAUUUCCAGUGGCUCAGCUUAAAAUUAACGAGCUUGACACUAAAUCGUAAAUUAAUAAAAUCUCGAUAUAUUAUGAAAUAAUGACAUAUCAUAGCAGUUCUAUUGGUUAUACGAGCUUGGUGAUAAUAACCAAAUAGGAAAUAAUUGUUGAGACGCUAGAUAAUUGUUAUAUAUAUAGUACAAAAAGAAAUUAUGUUGGCAACUUCAAAGUAUUAUCUAUCUUAUUGUAACAAAUUCCAUCCAUCUUUAAGGACUGAGUUUGAAGAGUGUGAUUCUUUAUCGAUUGAUUUGAUUAUUUAUAUUGUAAUUAUAUUUAAAUUUUGUUGGGUUGAAAAUUUGGUUUUCGAUUGUUUCUUUAAAGAGAUUUAAAAUAUUUUACCAAUUGUAUUCGCCCUGUUCCAUCUGGCAACCUAAUUUCAGUAAAAUUAUUUAAAAAAAUAUAUUUUAACAAUAUAUAACAUGUAUAAUAUGUAAUCUCAAUACUCUAAAUGUUAUAGUAGGGUUAAUAUAUUUUAGCUUUCAGCAAGGGUUAAACUUUUGAGUUUAGUUCAAAGUAAAAAAAAAAACAACUUUUGAGUUAAUAUUUUAAGUUUCAGAACCUGGAUGGAACAGGACAAGGAAUCUGUGGGUUGGUGAAAUUAAACUACAUUUAUAAUAAGUUAAUAUUAGCAAA
This is a messenger RNA of Cimex lectularius (bed bug), 2012 nucleotides long. RefSeq lists its product as uncharacterized. Gene Ontology annotation, cellular component: septate junction; membrane. The coding region runs from base 226 to 918 and encodes 230 amino acids. Lineage: Eukaryota; Metazoa; Arthropoda; Insecta; Hemiptera; Cimicidae. Gene Ontology annotation, biological process: regulation of tube size, open tracheal system; septate junction assembly. The record is from RefSeq and is a predicted model, not a curated record. The transcript has 6 exons.